Cervus elaphus (red deer) is the source of this 1950-nucleotide messenger RNA. RefSeq names its product peroxisomal biogenesis factor 12 (gene PEX12). Bases 670 to 1749 code for a protein of 359 amino acids. NCBI's taxonomy places the organism in Eukaryota, Metazoa, Chordata, Mammalia, Artiodactyla, Cervidae. The record is from RefSeq and is a predicted model, not a curated record. The transcript is spliced from 3 exons. Gene Ontology annotation, biological process: protein monoubiquitination; protein import into peroxisome matrix. Gene Ontology annotation, cellular component: peroxisomal importomer complex; peroxisomal membrane. Gene Ontology annotation, molecular function: ubiquitin-protein transferase activity; zinc ion binding; protein binding.
AGAGUUCUCUAGUUCCGGUCUCCAGGGCCUCAUUCCGGGCUAGAGCGCCUCUCCUCCGCCGGCCUUCUUCAAGCUCCAGCAGCUUUUAUUUCCGGCUGCGGAUUCUGUGGUAAAGCCGAGACCUCCUUUCAAUAGCGGUGUCGCGGGUCCCUCCCGCCUCGCCAAGGGUCAGCGCGCAAGGACGGUCACGGGUUGGGGGGACUGCUCAGCCCACAGCUGAGCCAGGCCGCGGGGGGCUGGCCGUACUAGUGCACGCCCGAUCCCUCAGAGCCUCCUGGCUUUUGAAUCCUCCUGAGUGAGAGUCCCUGACUGGCAGCCUCCGGGACUGCCGCUCGACAGGCCAGCGCCCAGCGCCGAGCUGUCUCUCCCAUAGUCAACGUUUUGUCCCGUGAAGCGCAGCGUUAGUCAAGUCACCCCUCCUACACACUAUUUAACCACGUCUGUGUUAACUUCGUUCUUCACCUCCCUUCCCUCGAACACCCGCCCACCGCCCCCUAGCUUGCCUCCGGAAGAAGUCUUUUUUUUUUCCCCCAGUUCCAGUAAAACUGAGGGGCUAUCUUUUGAGGUAUAAGUUAUCGUUGAGACUGAGCACCCAUCUGGCGCCCCCCAAAAGUUCAUGCUUACUAAAGAGCUUGUGGACAAAGAAAAACCCAGUGCACACACGAAACUAUGGCUGAGCACGGGGCUCACAUCACGACUGCCUCUGUUGUGGAUGACCAGCCAUCCAUCUUUGAGGUGGUAGCACAGGACAGUUUAAUGUCAGCCGUGAGACCUGCUCUUCAGCAUGUGGUCAAGGUUCUUGCAGAAUCAAAUCCUGCCCACUUUGGCUUCUUUUGGAGGUGGUUUGAUGAAAUCUUUACCCUGCUAGAUCUUCUGCUCCAGCAGCAUUAUCUGUCAAAAACCAGCGCCUCCUUUUCUGAAAACUUUUAUGGCUUAAAGAGGAUUGUAAUGGGAGACCAACACAGGCUUCAGAGAUUGGCCAGUGCUGGUCUCCCAAAGAAGCAGCUUAUGAAAUCAAUCAUGUUCCUGGUUCUUCUUCCCUAUCUUAAAGUGAAACUGGAGAAGCUGGUUUCUAGCCUGAGAGAAGAAGACGAAUAUUCCAUCCAUCCCCCUUCUUCCCGCUGGAAACGAUUUUACAGAGCCUUCCUGGCAGCCUACCCAUUUGUUAACAUGGCCUGGGAAGGCUGGUUUCUGGUACAGCAGCUUCGAUACAUCCUAGGAAAGGUUCAACAUCACUCACCACUGCUGAGGCUGGCUGGAGUUCGGCUAGGUCGGCUUACAGUUCAGGAUAUACAAGCUCUGGAGCACAAAUCAGCUAAGGCCAGCAUGAUGCAGCUACCAGCUGGGAGCAUUGGUGACAAGAUAAAGUCAGCUCUGAAGAAAGCUGUGGGGGGUGUUGCCUUAUCCCUCUCUACUGGCCUUUCGGUGGGUAUAUUCUUCCUGCAGUUCCUUGAGUGGUGGUAUUCAUCGGAAAACCAAGAAACCAUCAAGACCCUGACUGCUCUGCCUACCCCACCACCACCUGUACACCUAGACUACAAUUCUGAUUCUCCUCUGUUACCCAAAUUGAAGACUGUGUGCCCACUGUGUCGUAAAAACCGGGUGAACGACACGGUUCUUGCCACCUCUGGCUACGUGUUUUGUUAUCGCUGUGUGUUUAAUUACGUGAGGAGUCACCAGGCUUGUCCGAUCACAGGUUAUCCAACAGAGGUACAGCAUCUGAUCAAACUGUACUCCCCUGAGAAUUGAGAGGGGUUAGCACCUUAUCUCACAACAAAAUGAUUGCACUGUAAGGCCACAGGGCUUGAUACUUCUCAUUCCCAAUUAGGAGAAGGCAAUGGCAACCCACUCCAGUACUCUUGCCUGGAAAAUCCCAUGGAUGGAGGAGUCUGGUAGGCUGCAGUCCAUGGGGUUGCUAACAGUCGGACACGACUGAGCGACUUCACUUUC